Messenger RNA from Miniopterus natalensis, 1190 nucleotides. RefSeq names its product glutaminyl-peptide cyclotransferase like (gene QPCTL). The record is from RefSeq and is a predicted model, not a curated record. Lineage: Eukaryota; Metazoa; Chordata; Mammalia; Chiroptera; Miniopteridae. Gene Ontology annotation, molecular function: zinc ion binding; glutaminyl-peptide cyclotransferase activity.
UGCAACUCUCACGGGAACCUUUCUAGGAAAAGGUGCCAUGCGUUCCGGGGGCCGCGGGCGGCCCAGACAACGGUGGGGGGAACACGGCCUCUUGCAGCCACCUUCACCGCCCAAACGCCGCCUGCUACCGCGGGCGCAGCUGUUGCCGCUGCUGCUGCUGGCGCUGGCGGUGGCUUCAGCGUUCUACACCAUCUGGAGCGGCUGGCACCGCCGGACUGAGGAGCUGCCGCCGGGCCGGGAGCUGCGGGGCCCGUUGAUCGCAAGCCUUCCCGAAGCCCGAAUGCGGAGAGUGGUGGGGCAACUGGACCCACAGCGUCUCUGGAACACUUAUCUGCGUCCCCUGCUGGUUGUGCGGACGCCUGGCAGUCCGGGUAAUCUCCAAGUCAGAAAGUUCCUGGAGGCCACCAUGCGGACCCUGACGGCAGGCUGGCAUGUGGAGCUGGACCCCUUCACAGCCUCAACGCCUUUGGGGUCACUGGACUUUGCCAAUGUGGUGGCCACGCUGGACCCAGGGGCUGCCCGUCACCUCACCCUUGCCUGCCAUUAUGACUCAAAGCUCUUCCCAUCUGAGUCGGCCCCAUUUGUGGGGGCUACAGAUUCAGCUGUGCCUUGUGCCCUGCUACUGGAGCUGGCCCAGGCCCUGGACCAGGAACUGAGUAGAGCCAAAGAUCAGGCAGCCUCAGUGACCCUGCAGCUGCUGUUCUUGGAUGGUGAAGAGGCGCUGAAGGAAUGGGGACCCAAGGACUCCCUCUAUGGCUCCCGGCACCUGGCCCAGCUCAUGGAGUCUGCACCCCACAGUCCCGGCCCCACCAGGAUCCAGGCUAUUGAGCUCUUUAUGCUUCUUGAUCUUUUGGGAGCCCCCCAUCCGACUUUCUACAGUCACUUCCCUCGCACAGUCCGCUGGUUCCAUCGGCUGAGGAGCAUCGAGAAGCGCCUGCACCGUUUGAACCUGCUACAGUCUCAUCCCCAGGAAGUGAUGUACUUCCAGCCUGGAGAGCCCCCAGGCUCUGUGGAAGAUGACCAUAUCCCCUUCCUCCGCAGAGGGGUCCCGGUGCUCCACCUCAUCUCCACGCCCUUCCCAUCUGUCUGGCACACGCCUGAUGACUCUGAGGCCAACCUGCACCCACCCACAGUGCACAACCUGAGCCGUAUCCUUGCCGUGUUCCUGGCUGAAUACCUGGGGCUCUAGC